CGCCAACGUUAGGCUGCGCAGUGCGUACUCUCUAGCAGCCGCUAAACUAAGCAAGUUAACGUAGUUUGCGCCUUGCCGCUUGCCUAAUUACGCGACUGGACGUUUGCUUUGAAGGAAACUGUUCUGGGAGAUGUGCGUGCGCCAUGUCGGUGCUACGGCGACCGCUUUUCUGCUUGGUGCUAAACCACCGGUGUUUCAGUUUGAGUGCCUGCACUGGCAAUAAGCCCAAAAGCAAGCUGAAGGAAUGGGAAUCCGUCGUUGGCAUUGAAGUCCAUGUUCAAAUAGCGUCCAAAUCGAAGUUAUUUUCUAACUCGCCAUACAAGUUCGGCGCACCUCAAAACUCCCAAGUUUCGCCUUUUGAUGCGUCCAUACCCGGAACACUGCCUGUCCUGAACCGGAGAUGCGUCGAAGCAGCGGUCCUGACUGCGCUUGCGCUAAACUGCGAUAUCAAUACUGUGUCACACUUCGACAGGAAGCAUUACUUCUACGCAGAUAUGCCAGCAGGAUACCAGAUUACGCAACAAAGGUCGCCUUUGGCCACCGGUGGCUACCUAGACUAUGUUGUCUUUGCGCCUGGUUCUCAGGAAACGUACUCUAAGCGAGCAACAAUGAUUCAACUUCAGCUUGAGCAGGACAGUGGCAAAAGCCUGCAUGAUGUCACAGGCGCCAGGAGCCUUAUUGACCUUAACCGUGCAGGGGUUGGCCUCAUGGAGCUCGUUUUUGAUGCGUGCCUUAAAGAUGGUGAAGAGGCAGCUAGCCUUGUGAAAGAGUUGCUCGCCACGUUACGCACUCUUAAUGUGUGCAGUGGCAAGAUGGAAGAGGGUGCUCUCCGUGUGGAUGCAAACGUGUCAGUAAAUCGUCCAGGUGAACCAUGGGGCACGCGAACUGAAGUGAAGAACCUCAACAGCGUGCGUGCCGUCGCUAAUGCUGUAGAUUUCGAAAUUGCAAGACAGAUUGAAGUCCUUUCAUCUGGUGGAAAAGUUAUAAACACGACUAUGUCCUUUGACAGCUUGAAGAGGUGCACCAUUCCGAUGAGAGACAAAGAAGUCGUUCAGGAUUACAGGUUUAUGCCGGAACCCAACUUGCCUCCUUUAGUGAUUACUGUGCACGAGACUGAUGACCAAGCCACGGUCAGCGUUGAAAAGCUACGCAAUGAAAUGCCCACUCUUCCAUGGCAGCACAAGGAAAGACUUAUAAAAGAUUACGGCUUGACACCACACCAAGCUCAGACGAUAACGAAUGAAGAUGGCUUCCUGGAGCUCUUUCUCAAACUGGUCAGCUUUGAUGAUUGUGAAUUCAAGCACAUUGUCAACUGGCUGCUGCUUCACUUGCUCGCCCAGCUAAACAAAGCAGACAUCACAUUGCCAUCCAGUUCCUUAGAUGCAGCAAGAUUCCACGAGCUGCUGAUUCUAAUACAGCAGCAGCGGAUUAGCAACACAUUAGCACAAGAAGUUUUGCAGCUCUUGAUAAAUGGCGAUCCGAGGACACCAGCUAAGAUUAUUGAAGAGAAUGACUGGUGGCAAAUAACCGAUGUUGAGCAGCUGACACAGUUAUGCCAGACUGUCAUAAGCGAGAACCCAAAAGAUGCAAAGAAGGCAGCCAGAGGAAAAGAGAGGGUCCUCAACUCACUCAUGACAAAAGUAAAUGCAUUGUCAAACAGCCGAGCCCAAAUGAAACUUGCCAAGAAGAUUAUGUCUGAGCUUCUCGACAAACUGAAAUAAAAGAUGUUGUUUUCAC
Messenger RNA from Rhipicephalus sanguineus (brown dog tick), 1737 nucleotides. RefSeq names its product glutamyl-tRNA(Gln) amidotransferase subunit B, mitochondrial (gene GatB). NCBI's taxonomy places the organism in Eukaryota, Metazoa, Arthropoda, Arachnida, Ixodida, Ixodidae. The coding region runs from base 144 to 1721 and encodes 525 amino acids. Gene Ontology annotation, molecular function: glutaminyl-tRNA synthase (glutamine-hydrolyzing) activity. The transcript has 12 exons. The record is from RefSeq and is a predicted model, not a curated record. Gene Ontology annotation, biological process: mitochondrial translation; glutaminyl-tRNAGln biosynthesis via transamidation.